Dioszegia hungarica is the source of this 579-nucleotide messenger RNA. RefSeq lists its product as uncharacterized. NCBI's taxonomy places the organism in Eukaryota, Fungi, Basidiomycota, Tremellomycetes, Tremellales, Bulleribasidiaceae. Bases 1 to 579 code for a protein of 192 amino acids. The record is from RefSeq and is a predicted model, not a curated record. The transcript has 5 exons.
AUGUUGUUCGCCGUCCUCCCCCUCCUCUUCCUCGCCACCUCAGCGCACGCUGCCCUCAGCAUCCUCUAUCCAAACACCAACACUGUGUGGUACAAGAACAACACGGUCGCUCUGAACUGGACAGCCACGAACCCAUCGACGGACACGUACUUCUUCCGAACCUUCUUGGGGAACUCGGAUUCGGGGUUGUUGGCGACCAAUCAGAGCUUGGCUGAUCAGACGAACGCUACAGCCAGCUACGUCCGCGUCCUCCUUCCCGGUGUACCAUCGGGUGGCGGCUACGUCGUGUACUUUGUCAACUCUACGAACGAAUCGCAAGUAUUCGCGACUAGUCAGCCGUUCAGGAUCGAGGAUGGCAUAGUUGCAACAUCCACCACCCCGCCCAGCUCGCAGACCGCCAGCCCUUCUUCCAAUAACAAUAUCCCUAAUGCUCAGUCCAACACUGCCAACCCCUUCGCCUCAUCCUCCCGCGCAGCAGCCAUGGGCCUCAAGCCGAAUUACGAUUCGCUCUCUUCCCUGCUCGCACAGGGUGCGGCGGUGAUGCUGUGUGUAGGCGCAGGAGUGGGCAUGCUGGUGUAG